AUGGUGCAGUGGGAAUCGUACCCGGAAGAAAUGAUGGCACUGGUGAACAGCACUAGGUUGAAAACAAGAGAAGAAAACCUCAUAGAAAAACACAGCGCGCUUUAUCCUCUUACCCCUCAGAUCGAUAAGCGCGGAGUUAUACGAGUUGAUAGCCGCAUUGGAGCUGCUAAGUGCGCGAAGUACGACGUGAAAUAUCCAGUCAUUCUACCCAAGCGUCAUCAUGUCACCAACCUGAUUCUCGAAGACUUACAUCGGAAAUUCAAGCACGGUUGCAACGAAACGGUUGUGAAUGAAGCACGCCAACGGUACCAUAUUCCACAUCUACGGAGAGUCGUUAAAAGUAUCUCCAGUCGCUGUAUGCUAUGUCGGAUUCGUAAAACACUUCCUGUAGUUCCACAAAUGGCUGCUCUUCCAGAGGCUCGAUUAUCACCAUUCACGCGACCAUUUUCAUAUGUUGGAGUAGACUACUUCGGUCCAGUUCUACUAAAAAGAGGACGAUGUACCGUCAAACGAUGGGUAGCCCUCUUUACGUGCCUGACCAUACGAGCAAUCCACGUCGAAGUUGUUCACAGCCUCUCAACAGAGGCCUUCAUAAUGAGCGUACGUAGGUUCGUGGCUCGAAGAGGUGCACCGGUCGAAAUAUACAGCGAUAACGCUACCAAUUUCCACGGUGCAGAACGAAUUCUCAGGAGGCAAAUCGAAACCGGACUGGCUGCUACAUUUACCAAUACUUCCACUACGUGGAAAUUCAUUCCUCCCGGGGCUCCACACAUGGGAGGGUCGUGGGAGCGAAUGGUAAGAUCGGUUAAAACGGCACUCUGUGUUGCCUAUCGUGAUGAAAGGUUAGAUGACGAGGCUUAUCAAACGUUACUCGUGGAGGCCGAAUCAAUUGUUAACAGCCGGCCUUUGACUUACCUACCCUUGCAGUCCUCUGAAGAGGAAGCUUUGACUCCGAACCACUUUUUGCUCGGCAGUUCAUCGGGAGUCAAUCAGCCUUCAACUCUAAUUGGUGAAGCGCAGGGGCUCAGAAAGUCAUGGAACAUUUUGCAAAGACAACUAAACAUAUUCUGGAAAAGGUGGGUGCGCGAAUACUUGCCGACUUUAACCAAACGAACGAAGUGGUUUAGCAAAUCAAGGAAUAUUCAACCAGGAGAUUUGGUUCUGUUAGUGGAGGACAAGAGACGUAAUGGAUGGAGCCGAGGACGUGUCGUGGAGGCCAUCGCCGCCGAUGAUGGUGUCGUCAGACAAGCGAUAGUACAAACUGCCAAUGGGAUGCUACGUCGGCCAGCGUCGAAGCUUGCUAUACUGGAUGUAAUGGAGGAUAAUGAAACUUCAGCAGCCGAAGGUUUCAUCGGGGGGAGGAUGUUGCGGCCUGAAACCACAACUGGCAACCCGGCGAGAACUGACAGGCGAGAUGUAGUCUAA
This is a messenger RNA of Armigeres subalbatus, 1425 nucleotides long. RefSeq lists its product as uncharacterized. Gene Ontology annotation, biological process: DNA integration. The record is from RefSeq and is a predicted model, not a curated record. Bases 1 to 1425 code for a protein of 474 amino acids. Gene Ontology annotation, molecular function: nucleic acid binding. The transcript has a single exon. Lineage: Eukaryota; Metazoa; Arthropoda; Insecta; Diptera; Culicidae.